This is a messenger RNA of Psammomys obesus (fat sand rat), 3656 nucleotides long. It is a transcript of the gene Niban2, whose product is annotated as niban apoptosis regulator 2. The coding region runs from base 165 to 2411 and encodes 748 amino acids. The record is from RefSeq and is a predicted model, not a curated record. NCBI's taxonomy places the organism in Eukaryota, Metazoa, Chordata, Mammalia, Rodentia, Muridae. The transcript is spliced from 14 exons.
UGCUGCUGGCGGGAGGGACGCGGCGGGGAUCGCGGUAGGAGCCAAGCGGAGCCCAGGCGGCAGCGAGGCUGCGGGGCGGUGGGAGUGGGGCCUGCGGACUCCAUGGCGCCAGCGGCGUCCGUCUGAGUAGCGGCGGGCGGAUCCGGCCCCGGCUUCUCCUCGCCAUGGGAGACGUGCUGUCCACACACCUGGAUGACGCGCGGCGCCAGCACAUCGCAGAGAAAACUGGGAAGAUCCUUAGAGAGUUUCUCCGCUUCUAUGAGGAUCAAUAUGGCGUCUCCCUCUUCAACAGCAUGCGCCACGAGAUUGAGGGCACCGGGCCGCCGCAGGCACAGCUGCUCUGGCGCAAGGUGCCCCUGGAUGAACGAAUCAUCUUCUCCGGGAACCUUUUCCAGUACCAGGAAGACAAUAAGAAGUGGAGAAACCGCUUCAGCCUGGUGCCCCACAACUAUGGGCUGGUGCUGUACGAGAACAAAGUGGCCUACGAGCGGCAGAUGCCACCUCGAGCCGUCAUCAACAGUGCGGGCUACAAAGUUCUCACCUCCAUCGACCAGUAUCUGGAGCUUGUUGGCAAUUCCCUACCAGGGACCACAUCGAAAUCAGGCUCCGCCCCCAUCCUUAAGUGCCCCACGCAGUUCCCGCUCAUCCUGUGGCAUCCUUAUGCCCGGCACUAUUACUUCUGCAUGAUGACGGAAGCUGAACAGGACAAGUGGCAGGCGGUGCUUCAGGAUUGCGUCCGGCAUUGCAAUAACGGCAUCCCCGAGAACUCCAAGGUGGAGGGCCCUGCGUUCACAGAUGCCAUCCGCAUGUACCGCCAGUCGAAGGAGCAGUACGGCACCUGGGAAAUGCUGUGUGGGAACGAGGUGCAGAUCCUGAGCAACCUAGUGAUGGAGGAGCUGGGCCCAGAGCUGAAGGUGGAGCUUGGCCCACGGCUGAAGGGAAAGCCUCAGGAGCGGCAGCGACAGUGGAUCCAGAUCUCGGAUGCCGUGUACCGCCUGGUGUUUGAGCAGGCCAAGGUGAACUUCGAAGAGGUGCUGUCUAAGCUGCAGUUGGCCCGGCCGGCCAUGGAGGCAGUCAUUCGCACCGACAUGGAUCAGAUUAUCACCUCCAAGGAGCAUCUGGCCAACAAGAUCCGAGCCUUCAUCCUCCCCAAGGCGGAGGUGUGCGUGAGGAACCACGUCCAGCCCUACAUCCCAUCCAUCCUAGAGGCCCUGAUGGUACCCACCAGCCAGGGCUUCACUGAGGUGCGGGACGUCUUCUUCAAAGAGGUCACGGACAUGAAUCUGAAUGUGAUCAACGAGGGUGGCAUUGACAAGCUGGGCGAGUACAUGGAGAAGCUGUCUCAGCUGGCGUACCACCCCCUGAAGAUGCAGAGCUGCUAUGAGAAGAUGGAGCCUCUGCGGCUUGACGGCCUGCAGCAGCGCUUUGACGUGUCCAGCACUUCUGUGUUCAAGCAGCGAGCCCAGAUCCACAUGCGAGAGCAAAUGGACAACGCCGUGUACACCUUCGAAACCCUCCUGCACCAAGAGCUGGGGAAGGGGCCCACCAAGGAGGAGUUGUGCAAGUCCAUCCAGCGGAUUCUGGAGCGGGUGCUGAAGAAAUACGACUACGACAGCAGCUCAGUGCGCAAGAGAUUCUUCCGGGAGGCGCUGCUGCAGAUCACCAUCCCCUUCCUGCUCAAAAAGCUGGCCCCCACCUGCAAGUCGGAGCUGCCACGCUUCCAGGAGCUGAUCUUCGAGGACUUUGCCAGGUUCAUUCUGGUGGAGAGCACAUACGAAGAGGUGGUGCUGCAGACAGUCAUGAAGGACAUCCUGCAGGCUGUGAAGGAGGCCGCAGUGCAGCGCAAACACAACCUCUACCGGGACAGCAUGGUUCUGCAUAGCAGCGACCCCAACCUACACCUGCUGGCUGAGGGCGCGCCCAUUGACUGGGGCGAACAGUACGGUGACGGCGGUGACGGCAGCGACAGCGGUGACAGCCCCCGGCCCUCCGAAGCAGCCACCCUCACAGAAAAGCGCAGGCGUGCCAAGCAGGUAGUGUCUGUGGUCCAGGAUGAGGAGUCAGGGCUGCCCUUCGAAGCUGGCUCUGAACCGACAUCGCCUGCAUCCCCAGACAGUGUCACCGAGCUCCAAGGCCUGUUGGCCCAGGAUCUGCAGGCUGAGAGUCCCCCACCAGCCAGCCCCCUUCUCAACGGGGCCCCUGUCCAGGAGAGCCCCCAGCCCAUGGCAGUCCUGGAGGCCUCCUCACCGCCAGCCUCGCCCCUCCGGCAUCUCCCAUCUGGAAAGGCUGUGGACCUUGAGCCCCCUAAGCCCAGUGAUCAAGAGACUGGGGAGCAGGUCUCUAGCCCUGGUAGCCGUCCCCCCAUCCACACCACCACUGAGGACAGCGCAGGAGUGCAGACGGAGUUCUAGGCAUGGCCUCCAGGCUUCUGUUGGACUCUGCGCCGGGCUGCUUCUCCUUGGGCACCGCAGCCUCGUCUCUGGGGUGGGGUACACCAGCCCGUGCCUUGUGGGGGAGGUGGCUGGGGUGGUGUGGCACCUCCAGAGGUCUGGCCUAUCAAGUCACUUUAUGGGGUUCAGUACACCUGUUACUGCCCCGUUUUCUGUGGGCUGGUCUCCAAUACUGGAUCUGGUUUUGAGGGUUUCCUCUUUGUGCAAGGCGCUGGGGAGCCCCCCCCAUCCUGCCCUCGUGUUUCCCUCAUGGUGGUUCUUGAUGGAGGUGGGUGAAAGCAUUGGCACUGUGACUCAAGUCUAGGAGGCUGGUAUACUGUCAUCUCACUCUGGGGCUCCUUGGCACCAAUGUGACGAGGUGGAGGCCCAGUUUGUCCAGUUUGUCCUGGCCCUUCCCUGCAGGCCCCAAGGCUAGAUAGACUUUUGAGUGGACACUGGCUUCACUGUGCUGGCUUUUGUUGUGGGAGGGUGGGGCUUGGGGAGUCUUACAGGGGAGUGAUGAGGGGUCUGUGAUGGAAUGACAAAGAAUGUGUUAGUCUGUGCAGAGGAAGUGUCCUGAGGAGAGGAAGCUUGGGAGUGUCCGACUGAGGCCAGAAUGGCAAAGUGAAGGUAGUUGGAAGCUAGUGUGUCUCAGGCGCUCAGUGCUCCUAUCCAUCUGCUUGGCUCCCCAACCCCACUUUGGGCUGACAACUGCUCUUGGGCAGGGCGUAGAUGUGGGCUGGAGGAGCUCCCGAGGGCCAUGGCUCUGAGACACUGUUGACCAUCGUUGGCCUCUCCAGUCCCGUGUCACUUAACCCUGGCAGUUCCAGACCCCUUUCAAUGUCCUUGUGAGCUGUUUGGGUUCGUCUCCUCAAGCAUGAGGUUUGGUCAAACUAGGGUGACUCGGCUGGAUGACCCUCACCUUGGGCCUCCCACACUCAGCUGCUGGGGUGGGGACAGCGACGCAGAAGCUGCCUCUUCAACGCUCACAGGAGGCAGUCCCCUCCCAGCUGUGUGCUCAGUGGAUCUGCUCCCCAGAUACGGGCCUCAGACCCACAGGAAGCAGCCGGUGCUCAGGGACACCCAGUCCCCAGCUCCACUCCAACGUGUACUAAUUUCUUUGAUGCUCUCUAGUGCCUUGGGGGUUUCCACCAUCCUUCCAGAUAUGGUAUGAAGAAUCUAUGCAAACUGUGUAAGCUUCUGCUCAUCAAUAAAUGCUUUAUUUAA